Molecule: messenger RNA, 832 nt
Organism: Trachymyrmex cornetzi
Lineage: Eukaryota; Metazoa; Arthropoda; Insecta; Hymenoptera; Formicidae
Exons: 3
Source: RefSeq, a predicted model, not a curated record
GUUCGCGCGAUCGCCGUCGGUGCCGACGCCAGGAUCCUCGAUCGAUCCCUCCCGGCCGACCGUGGAUCGAGCGGCGGAUGGCCCGAUCGCUUCCAGUCGACGAUCAUCCUCGGCGCGGUCGCGCAACGUUCGACAGACCGGUUGACGAUCCCCUCUAAUUGCGGUCUUAACGAUCGCUCGAAUAGCGAUUCCAGCUGCGGCACAGACGGAAGAUUUCGGAUCGACACUAAUUGACGACGGGUGCGUUCCUCGAUGGUGAUCGACCGUCGCAAACUGCAAACGAUCGAGCGAAUGAAGAACGGAUGACGAGAGAGGAUUUUCGCCGAGUAUGCGAUGAACAUAUAGGAUAAGAAGAAUAUUGUAGACGAUAAAAAGAAGGUAUUAUGCUCCGGUAGAAACGCAUAUUCAGUCACGGAAGAAAAACAGGAGAAAAACAUGAAGAGAGGAAAUCUCGGGUCGAGAAUCUCGUUGAGCGUCGUCGCGUUGUGAUUCAUUUACUACACGUGAGAAGAAUCGAUAGAAAAAAUGGUGUUCGACGCGAUGUGCGAGGAGCAGAGGAAGCAAUUUUUCAGACAGAGCUAUGGCUCUCAUUUACCCGGGUACACGGGUCAUUGUCCCACCCUCAAAUUUCGCGUUGGAAAGAGAUUCGGAGCGAGUACAGAAGAGAUAAUGAAGGAAUUAUUAGAAAAGAAGAUUCUUAAGACUGGACCAUAUAGACCAAAGUCCGGUAGAGAAGCCGAGUUACCAACUCUUCAAGAUAAAGAAAUUAGAAGAGAUUGGCCUAGCGAAACUGGAUCGUACAAGGCACCUCCGUAUAUUUUAGGAUAUACCG